AUGUCGUCGGACGGCGAGUACUCCGAGGAGAGCUUUGAGGACUACGACGAGGAGGACUUCGAGGAGUUCGAUGAUGAGGGGGGGCAAAACGGAGCCGUUGCGGCCCCGGGCGGCAGCGUCGCCGCGGCCGGCGCGAGGCCGCGGACGCCGCCGUUCAUGAGCGGCGCGUUCCAGGCGGGAGCUCGCCUCGCGGCCCCGCCAGGCGUGGGCUUGGCAACCAAGGAUGAUCUGGCGGAGCAGAUUCGGCAGCAAAACCAAGCGAUCCAGCACCGGCUGCGCGCCCAGGAAGCUGCGGCGCAGGAGCUCGUGCGGCCGUCGACGGCGGCCCGGCUGGCGGCGAACCGCCCGGCUUCUGCCGGCUUGCAGACACGCAAGCAGCUGCCCCGUGCAGACGCCCUGGUCGUCACGGACGCGAUGCGCAAGCUGAAUGACCAGCAGAGCGCCCGUGCCCGGGACCUGAAGGACCGGAUCCACCUCUCGAUAGGUCCGGAGCUCGACAUGUUCGAGAUGCGUCCUCUGUCGGACUACCAGCUGCUCCAGAUGGGCCGCGGCCCGUUUGCCACGCGGGUGUUCCAGGGCACGCAGACGCACACGCGCGACUCGCAGGAGACCCAGACCGUGCGCAUGGCCGACACGGAGCACCAGGCGUGUCAGGCGCCGGAGGACUUCGGCGAGGACGCCAUCAAAGCUGCCAAGGACGCCAGCGCAGGGGUACGACCCAAGAAGAAGAAGGGGGGGGGAGUCAUUGACGAGGUGGCCGAGCUCCACGUGGGGCGCGACGUGGGCAUGCGCGUGUCCAUCCUGCGCGGCGCCGCGAUCGUCUGCCGGAUCCUCGACGAGCGCAAGCUGCGCGCGCUGCCACCGCGCUUUGCCAGCAAUGCCGUGCACGGCGGCGCGAAGCCGCUGCCGGCGACAGCGGGGCCGGAAACGAAGCUUUCGUGGCCCGCGGGGCUGCACGACCGGCCCGUGGCGGGCAUGGCGCUCGCGCAGGGCACCCGGCCGAUGUUGCUGUGUGCGUACGGGGCGUGUCCGGGGGGGAACGACCGGGACGUCCCCGAGGCCCUGCGUGCGGACGGACGCUCCUGCGUGUGGGACCUCUCCACCGCCCCGCGCACGCCCGCAGCGCUCCUCGUCUCCGAAGGCGUCGCCUCCUGCUGCUGCUGGGGCCCCGGCACGAAGCCGUGGCUCGCGCUCGUCGGCAUGGAGGAGGGCGGCAUCUGCGCGUACGAUCUGCGGGAGCCCGCGAACGAGCACGCGUUUGCGGAGGUGGCGGGAGCGACGGUGGCGGCGCGGCGACCGACGUACACGACCGAGGCGGAGGUCACCGUCGCGCACACCGCGGCGAUCGUCGGCCUGCGGUGCCUCCCCGCGCCCGGGCGCGCUCAGAGCGCCGGCGACGACGACGCGGGGUUCCGCCCAGGGGAGCCGCUGUUCAUGGUGGUGUCCCUUGACGCAUGGGGGGGACUCGCGGUGUGGUACGCGGUGCAGACGCUCGCGCCCGUCGAGGGCGGCGUGAGCCGCGGGAUACGCCCGGGCGGGCUGGUGUGUCUCGUCCAGGUGGACAGAAAACUCCCCCUGGGGAUACAACAGGCGUUCCAGUCGAGUCAGGCGGCGCUGGAGGCCGAGGGGCGGCGCGCGGCGCUGGCGCAGGGGGCUCCGGAGAUGCCGACGGCGCUGGAGCGGCUCGCGGCGAUCGCGGCGGGGCGCCGCGCGUUCGGGCUCGCCACGCUGGCGGGGGCCGGCGGGGGAGUCGAGGUGCUCGCGGCGCUCGACGGGGCGCGCGUCGCCGUCGGCGGGAUCGGAGGGAGCGUCGUGCCGCCGCGGGAGUUCGUCGCGGUCGAGCGGUGGCUCGCAGCGAAGGUCGGCGGCGCCAACGCCACCGCCGCUUUUGGGGAGGACGCGUGCGAGGUGCCCGCGGCCGCGGCGGCGGCGGCCGCGGCCGGCGCGACGGACUGCACGAGCCUCCACGCGAGCCCGUUCCUGCGCGGCCACUUCGUCGCGGGUUUCUCCGACGGUUCCAUCGCGGUCUUCUCGCGGCAGCGCGCGCUGCCGCUGCUGAUCGCGGCGGGCGGCGGCGCGGCGGUGGUCUCGGUGCGGUGGUCGCCGUGCCGGCCCGCGCAGCUGCUGUCGCUCGACGCGGAGUCGACGCUGUGCCUCUGGGACCUGCGUCAGUCGCGCACGCGGCCGGUGACAGUAGAAAAGGUGACCCGGUUCCAGAAGGACGCGGAGUACCAGGCGACGGGGCGGCCGGCGACGGCGUGCGCGCUGGAGGUGUCGGCGGCGGGGGCGGAGCAUCCGAUGUUGUUGUUGGGUCUGGACGACGGCCGCGUGGAGUGUCACAAGCUCAUCGGCGACGAGGCGGGGGGGAGUGUCGAAGGGGAGGCCGAGCAGGUGCUGCAGCUCCUGCGGCAGGUCGACGGGUCGAUGCUGUCGUAG
This is a messenger RNA of Pedinophyceae sp. YPF-701, 2436 nucleotides long. The record is from the annotation of a GenBank genome assembly. Lineage: Eukaryota; Viridiplantae; Chlorophyta; Pedinophyceae.